Messenger RNA from Aegilops tauschii subsp. strangulata, 2211 nucleotides. Its product is annotated as very-long-chain aldehyde decarbonylase GL1-2. Gene Ontology annotation, biological process: lipid biosynthetic process. The record is from RefSeq and is a predicted model, not a curated record. NCBI's taxonomy places the organism in Eukaryota, Viridiplantae, Streptophyta, Magnoliopsida, Poales, Poaceae. Gene Ontology annotation, molecular function: oxidoreductase activity; iron ion binding.
AGCACGGGAAUCCCCAGCCCCGGGUACGCACCGAGACGAGGCUCGCCUCGGCCAAAUCAUACUCAGCCAGGAGAGAAGAGCCCCCGUCCCCUUUCUCCUCCACCCAGCUCCCGCUCCCGCUCCCGCUCCCGAGGAACUCCUCUGCCAUGGCGCCCCCUCUCUCCUCCUGGCCAUGGGCGAGCCUGGGCAUAUACAAGUACUUCCUGCUGGGCCCGCUGGUGUGGAAGGUGGCGCAGGAGUGGGCGGAGCAGGGCGGCGCGCCGCUGGGCUCGCGGUGGCUGCACCUGCUGCUGCUCUUCUCCGCCCGCGGGCUGACGUACCAGUUCUGGUUCUCCUACAGCAACAUGCUCUUCCUCACCCGCCGCCGCCGCGUCGUCCCCGACGGCGUCGACUUCCGCCAGGUCGACCACGAGUGGGACUGGGAUAACUUCCUGGUGCUGCAAACGCUGAUUGGUGCGGCGCUGGUCAACGGCCCGCUGCCCCUCCCGGGACUGGAGGAUCUCCGCGUGUGGGACCCGCGGGGGCUGGGCAUCGCGCUGCUGCUGCAUGUGGGCUUGUCAGAGCCCGUGUUCUACUGGGCCCACCGGGCCCUGCACGGGGCCCCGCUCUUCGGCCAGUACCACGCCGGGCACCACUCCACGCCGGUGACCCAGCCAUUGACAGCUGGAUUCGGCACGCCGUUGGAGGCCCUGCUGCUGACGCUGACGACGGGGGUCCCGCUGGCAGGGGCCUUCCUGAUGGGGGCUGGGUCCCUGGGCCUGGUCUACGUGCACCUCCUCACGUUCGACUAUCUUCGGAGCAUGGGGUACAGCAAUGUAGAGGUCAUCUCUCACAGGGUCUUCGAGGCUCUUCCCCCGCUCAGAUACCUCAUCUACACCCCGACGUAUCUGAGCCUGCACCACAGGGAGAAGGACUCCAACUUCUGCCUGUUCAUGCCUCUCUUCGACCUCCUGGGCGGCACCCUAAACUCCAAGUCAUGGGAGCUGCAGAAGGAGAUCUACCAAGGGAAGAACGAUCGGGUGCCGGAGUUCGUGUUCCUGGUGCACGUGGUGGACAUCAUGUCGUCGAUGCACGUCCCGUUCGUGCUGCGCUCCAUCUCAUCGGUGCCGUUCGAGAACCACCUCAUUCUGCUCCCCUUCUGGCCCGUGGCCCUGGUCUACGGGCUGCUCAUGUGGUGCUGCUCCAAGACCUUCCUCGUCAGCUUCUACUACCUCCGCGGCCGCCUCCACCAGACCUGGAGCGUGCCCCGCCACGGCUUCCAGUACUUCAUCCCGGCCGCCAAGGCCGGCAUCAACCGCCAGAUCGAGCUCGCCAUCCUCCGCGCCGACAGGAUGGGCGUCAAGGUCCUCAGCCUCGCCGCCCUCAACAAGAACGAGGCAUUGAACGGAGGUGGCACCCUGUUCGUGGACAAGCACCCUGACCUGAGGGUGAGGGUGGUGCACGGCAACACCCUCACGGCCGCCGUGAUCCUGAACGAGAUCCCCAGCAACACCAAGGAGGUGUUCCUCACCGGCGCCACGUCCAAGCUCGGCAGGGCCAUCGCCCUCUACCUCUGCCGGAAAAAGAUCAGAGUCGUGAUGCUGACCAUGUCGUCGGAGAGGUUCCUGAAGAUCCAGAGGGAGGCGCCCGCGGAGUUCCAGCAGUACCUCGUGCAGGUCACCAAGUACCAGGCCGCGCAGAACUGCAAGACGUGGCUCGUGGGCAAGUGGCUGUCGCCGAGGGAGCAGCGGUGGGCGCCGCCGGGGACGCACUUCCACCAGUUCGUCGUGCCGCCCAUCAUCGGGUUCCGUCGCGACUGCACCUACGGCAAGCUCGCCGCCAUGAGGCUCCCCAAGGACGUGCAGGGCCUCGGCUCCUGCGAGUACUCUAUGGAGCGAGGGGUGGUGCACGCGUGCCACGCCGGCGGCGUGGUGCACUUCCUGGAGGGGUGGGAGCACCACGAGGUGGGCGCGCUCGACGUCGACCGGAUCGACGUCGUGUGGAAGGCGGCGCUCAAGCACGGCCUCACGCCGGUGUGAUGUGAUCGCUCGUCGUCGACGCAGGUGUAGCGCAGGUGCAGAAUGCAGCUGAAACGAAGCAACUAAGAUCGCUCCCUCCUCCAUCCAUAUGUAUUGUUGUACUCCAUUCAUGUCAAAUGUACCACUGAUACCGGCUUGACGAGACAAGAGACUGGAUUAAUCGAACCGCCCAAGGACAGCACACUUGUUUUGA